GAAGCCGUUUCAUUCGACGUGGAAAUUUCUUGCCUAACCCUUCAAAUGUAAUUGGAGAGCGCCCUGGUGAUCCUCUGCGCACCAUGCUGCUCGUCCGUCUGCUGCUCGCAGCUCUGCUUCUUGCGGGGGCGCUGGCCAGCCCGCCGGAGAGGGCGCUGUCGCUGCUGGAGCGGUACAAGCGCUACUCGACGGGCGGCCUCUACACCGGGCCCUUCUUCGACCCCAACUCGCCCAACAACAUCACGACGCAGCUCGGCACCCACGCCUACCUGCCCUGCAAAGUCAAGCAACUGGGCAACAAAUCUGUUUCAUGGAUUCGGAAGAGGGAUGCCCACAUUUUAACUGUGGACCACUACACAUUUAUCGCCGACGAAAGGUUUCAGAGCUUCAUCGUCGAGGGCACAGAGACGUGGACACUCCAGGUUAAAUACGUCCAGGCGAGAGACCAGGGCGAGUACGAGUGUCAAGUCAGCACGGAGCCCAAGAUGAGCCACUUCGUCACGCUCAACGUCGUAGGUAGGUGUCAUAAAUAUGGAGCAGAGUAGA
Frankliniella occidentalis (western flower thrips) is the source of this 546-nucleotide messenger RNA. RefSeq lists its product as uncharacterized. The coding region runs from base 84 to 545 and encodes 153 amino acids. The transcript is spliced from 5 exons. Gene Ontology annotation, biological process: synapse organization. Lineage: Eukaryota; Metazoa; Arthropoda; Insecta; Thysanoptera; Thripidae. The record is from RefSeq and is a predicted model, not a curated record. Gene Ontology annotation, cellular component: neuron projection membrane.